Molecule: messenger RNA, 1929 nt
Organism: Meloidogyne enterolobii
Lineage: Eukaryota; Metazoa; Nematoda; Chromadorea; Rhabditida; Meloidogynidae
Source: the annotation of a GenBank genome assembly
AUGCCAACAGAUGACCAAAAUAAUGCCACAGACUUGCCAACAGUAACUUAUGAACAACCAUUGGAAACAACGACUGCCAGUAACUAUAUCCGUACUCGUAAAGGAUUUGCGAGAGCAAUAAACAGAUGGAAUGAAUAUGAAGAAGAGGAAGAGUAUGAGAAGGAAGAGAAUGAUGGCAGUCCUUUUGUUAAAUUUUCUGAAGGAAAUGAUUCUGUAAAAGUUCGAGAAGCGAGAGAAGCAAUUGAAAUAAAUGAAACAACAGAAAACCCGCAAACAAUUGAUGAACUAUCUACUGCCAAUGAUUUGUCAACAACUACUGAAAAUAAUGAAGCGCGUGAGGGCGAAGAGAACCCAAAUCCUCCGGAAAAAGAAAAAAAUGAAACAAAAUAUGUAAGCAAUUUUGAUGGAGAAAAGUGUUUUAUAACAACAUCUGAUAAGGAAUCAGAAAUAUUUGAUGAAAUUUAUGCAGUAAAGGGUGAUGUGAUUUAUAAUGAGAAACAAUCAGAAGGAAUUGGCCUUUCAACUUUGGAAAAACUUUCUAAUUUUAAAUGUGGAAUUAAAAACUAUGAUCAAUAUUCUUACUGUGCCAAAGUUAAAUUAUUUGGUAAACUUGAAUUGAAAGAUAUACGUGAGGGAAAACAAUUGGAGCCUAACAAUCCAAAAAAUAUUACCCAAUAUAAAGAACAUUCUUUGCAAGACACUGCCCUUGUUUUGAUUGAAGGUUGUUUUACUUGUGAAAACUUAGACAAAGGCCCAAUCAACAUAACAUUUUGGCAGAUAAACGAAGCGGGACCAAUAAAGGAUGCAUGUCCAGAAGAAGAAAAACUCAUCAGCCAUUAUAUUCUUGACUAUGAAAAAUAUAAUGGUGGUUUUAUUGUUGGUGGCAUAUUGCAUGAACGUCUCUGUCCAGCACGAGAAACCCUUGAGGAUAAAAUUGAACUUGCAUCGCUUAAAUAUAAGCACAAUUUCAAAAUUGUUAUCGAACACAGCUGUGCAGGAAAUAAAGAAACGUAUGUUUCCAAAUUUGCAAAGGCUAUUGAUUUUGAAAAUUUGAAGGAACAUAUUUUUGAACUUCGCGAUUUGAAUAUUAAUUUAAAUCAAAAUGAGGAGACAUUCGAUUGGGAUUGGAAUGAUAAAAAGGAAGGUUUAGGCUAUACUUAUUUUGCUGCCAAGGAAUUUAAACUUUCAAAUGAUUCUGAAAUUGCUCAAGGCGAGGAAGUUAUGCAUUCGGAGUAUAUUACAGACGAGAAUGAAGAAGAUGACGAUGAGCAUAAUGAUGAAGAGGAAAAUGAUCAUGAUGAAGAGAAACACGGAGAAAAAGAUAAUCAUGAUGAAGAGAAACAUAGAGAAGUGAUAAAUGAAGAGAAGGAGGAAAACGAGAAAAAGAAAAAUUAUGAGGAGGAAAAAAUGAAGAAAUUACAUGAGGAACUCGAAGUUGUUGCGGCAGAAGUAAAAGAAGAGGAUAAGAAUAUGCUGAAGGAAGAGGAAUUGGAAGUGCAAGAGAAGAAAAACGAGAGUUUGGCUGCUCCAGAACAAUUUAAAGAGAAUUUGGAAGCUUUAAAUUCAACUAAUGAAGAGAAGGAAACGAACGAAACGAUUAAUUAUCAAAGCGAACAAAUAACUAAAGAAGAAAUUAAGGGUGAAGAGAAAAAUCUUGAAAAAAGUGAUCAGAUUACCCAAGAAGAAGAAAUUAAGGGUGAAGAGAAAAAUCUUGAAAAAAGUGAUCAGAUUACCCAAGAAGAAGAAAUUAAGGGUGAAGAGAAAAAUCUUGAAAAAAGUGAUCAGAUUACCCAAGAAGAAGAAAUAAAUGAAGAUAAGAAAGAGAAGGAAGAAGAGAAAAAUGAGGAAAAUGAGAAGAAAGAAGAGGAUAAGGAUGAAAAAGGAAAAGUUGAGGAAAAGCAAAAGGUUGAUGAGGUAAAGAAGGAAUGA